Messenger RNA from Colletes gigas, 1193 nucleotides. Its product is annotated as mitochondrial RNA pseudouridine synthase RPUSD4-like. NCBI's taxonomy places the organism in Eukaryota, Metazoa, Arthropoda, Insecta, Hymenoptera, Colletidae. Gene Ontology annotation, biological process: pseudouridine synthesis. The record is from RefSeq and is a predicted model, not a curated record. Gene Ontology annotation, molecular function: RNA binding; pseudouridine synthase activity. The coding region runs from base 138 to 1193 and encodes 351 amino acids. The transcript is spliced from 4 exons.
UGUUACAAACACAAGUGCCAGUAUCUAACCUAACUUUUCAAUGUAAUUAAACUUUGUUGAAUUGUUCUGAAAGAUAUUGGUAAUUAAAAAAUAAUCUUUUGAAUAAAUUUUGAAAACUUGAACGUUACAUAGCAGAAAUGGUGGAUAUUAAGUUUGCUAUACAUAGAUGCUUGUGCACACCUACAGUGAAUGUAUUGUACAGAAAAUUGUUUAAAAGAAAUUAUAAUAUGGAAAAUUUUGCGCAGAAGAAGCCUUUAGAGGAAAUUCAUCCUUACAAAAAGCUUCAUCCGUGGAAGUCGUUGGCAGAGUUUUCGUAUGAUCUUGUUAAGAGUGUGUUUUAUAAUGAAGAUGGUUUGGUAGCAUUGAAUAAACCGUAUGGCGUAAGCCAUCAAAGGAUACACAAUGAAAUUGGUGCUAGUGAUAUACCAAAUUUUGUAGAUUAUACAUUAGAAGAUGCCUUACCACAUAUCGCUAAACAACUGAAUUAUUCAAACUUAAUUGUAGUCAAAAAACCGGAAAAAUACAUGACUGGUAUCACACUGUUAGCAGCAGAUUCAAAGAUUGUAGACAAUGUAAAGCUUGCAUUACGCCGUGGAAAUAACUAUACAAGUACUUAUUGGGCACUUACAAUUAGAGUUCCAAAUAAAUUAUGGGGAGAAGAACAUUUGGCAAUAAAAAUGAAAUCAAAUCCUCACUAUGAACUUAGAAAGCCAAUUAUUGUAACAUCAUGGCCUAAAAAUGAACAGAAAAGGGGAGACGUGAAAAUUUUAAAUGUUAAAUUCAGAGUCCUGUCCAACUCUACGUUUAAUUUAUCUUCCUUGGUUCAAAUAAAAUCGUCUACUAUAAAGCACCAUGCUAUUAGACUAUUUGCAGCCACAUUUUUAUAUUGUCCAAUUCUAGGAGAUAAUAUACAUGGGUCACGGAUCCAAAAAAUUGGUGGUACUUAUAUAACAGUUGAUCCGUUUGUGAAAUAUACAGACUUCCCUCCAAAAUUGGACAAAGAACUACUUCAAUUGUUGAAACUAAACACGCAGAGACAGCCUAUUAUUCCUGUUCAUAUUCAUUUUAGAUCAAUAAAUUUACCAUAUUUUCAUGGAAAGGAACGGGAUCUAUUAAUCGAGGCUCCAUUAAUUCCACCUUUUGAAUGGACUUACCAACAACUCAAAUUCGAUUAUCUCAAGGAAGAUAAAUAA